Funneliformis caledonium is the source of this 1215-nucleotide messenger RNA. Lineage: Eukaryota; Fungi; Glomeromycota; Glomeromycetes; Glomerales; Glomeraceae. The record is from the annotation of a GenBank genome assembly.
AUGACUCUGGAAAUUGAAUCCAGUGACACCAUCGAUCAAAUUAAAGCAAAAAUCCAUGAUAUAGUAGACCUUCCUCCUCAGAGUCAACGUCUUAUUUUUGCUGGUAAACAAUUGGAUGGUGGUCGUACCUUAUUCGAUUACAAAAUAAGAAAUCAUUCCACAUUGCAUCUUGUAGAAAGAUUACGUGGUGGGAUGUUCCAAGAAACCAGUGGCCGCAUGGGAUUCGAAGCAUUGCCACCACUCACCAAAAACAUGCAAAUUUCCGAAAAAACUCUACAGGACGUUCCUGUUACCAACUCUUCAAAACUUCCAACCACAAAAGAGGAGUUGUUAUCUCUACUACGUGAGGAGGAGCGGCGAAGGUUGUCACCUGAAUUGCAAAAAAAGUAUAAAAAUGUUGGGAAUGAUCCUACAUGUGGCAAGGAUUGGAUGGAUGUGACUGACCAAAUGCAACAUGAUUUGGUACGAGAAUUUGGUUAUUCGGAUGAAGCUGUACAACUAAUGCGUCGGGCCCCGCAAAUUUAUCAAGACGAUCCUGCAUUUCGUACCACACAAUUAUAUGUUCGCAAUAACAUUGCUCAUACUUCAACGUUUACAACAAUUAAUGAAAACUUCACGAGUUCACCAACUUCAAUUUCUUUGCGCUCACUUUAUCGACCAGGACGACCUCUCGUUAUUCUCGGAGGAUCAUAUACUUGUCCUUUAUUCCGAUACAUAACCCAUGUACUUAAUGAUAUAUAUAGGCGAUAUCGAAAUCACAUUGAUUUUUACAUGAUCCAAAUUCGAGAAGCACAUGCCAGUGAUGUGUGGCCUAUUGGUGAGAUUUUAUCCGUCAAGGAGCAUCGCACAUUAUCCGACCGCAUGACCGCUGCGACUGUAAUGGUUAGAGAAACGCAGCUGGAAAUUCCUGUGAUGAUAGACACAAUGGAUGACACUUUCUUAAAAUUGUAUGCGCCGUGGCCAUUCCGUUUUUUUUGUGAUUGUAGAUGGUAUUUUAAAACUCGUUGGGAUGCCAAAAGAGGCGCGUUACGAUACAACAGACUUAGUCGUGUGCUUGAACUCACUUUUGUAUGGAGUAAAGCAGAAUUUGAUACUAUGAUUUUCCAUGAUGAUCACUUACUGGGUCGAUAUGUAUUUUCUCUUCUUGAUAAAUUUACUUCAUUAAAUUACUUAUUAGAGACAAAACGUGUACUCAUAAUUAUUCGUGGAUAUUAA